AUGCCUGACCAUAGCCUAGGCUUGGGGACUGUUUUCCCCACGAUUGGUAAUCUGCCCUCUAUGAAAGAGGUUGAACAUGUUUUGACUCAUGGAUACAUCCACGGGCAUGUCCAUCAGCAUGAUGAUCAUAUGCAUAUUCAUGGUCAUAUUCACAAUCACGACCAUCAAUCUAACCAGAAAGCGGAGAAGAGUACUACUGCUGCUGAGCCUGAUAGUUGCGUGGAGCUUAGUAAAGACUGCGACGGAAUAUUCUGCAACGAGCUAGACGACUGUUAUUUCGGUAAUUGCGAGAAUCCCAAAGUUUGCGAUCUUGAUCGGUGCUCAUCCGGAGAUUGUGUCAAUGAAAAGUGUUCGAAUGGGGGGAGCCAUGACGCUUGCUCCAUCGAGUCUUGUGGUGAUGAAAUUUGCUCGACUGAAAUUCCAGAAGUCGAGUGCUGUGAUGAUCCUAGCUGUCUCAGAGACGUUGAGGCAAUAUGUGAGGACCCUAAAUGUCUUGAGAACCACGAGCUAUUCGAUCAUGAGAACAAUUUAUGUGAGACCCAACAGCAAAGGAUGGCAAUAUUUCGAAAUCUUUUAGAAAAUGUUCAAAAAAGCGUCGAGCUGCUGAGAGAAAUCAAGAAGGAAGAAGAAGAGGCGCCCAAGAGACAGUACACUGACAUCGAGAAUUUUGCUACCAAGAGAAGGAAGCUUGAGCCACUAAGUCAAGAUAAUAUUCAAAUUCACUUCCCUCAUCGUUGCCACCCAACUGCAGAUUCUGGAAAUGCAAAAUCAAAUGUUCUUCCGGUGACAAAUACGGCGUUGUCCGGUGAAGUACAACCGGUAGAUGAUAUAAAGGCAUUGAAAGCUCAUCACAACUUGCAUCAAUCUUGCUUCCAUGCGAGGGUACCAUCCUUUAAACAAGAGACUACGGAAUCUGCGCUUACCACUUCCAGUGAACAGAAUGAUUUUGAUUUUUUCCUCCAAUUCAACAAUUUUAAUCUGCUUUUCGGGGAGGAGCCUGAAAAGAUAGGUUCACAAACUCAUUUUGACAAUUCCGCAAUGCAACCGCAGUCACCUAAUGCCCCUUCCUCAUACUCUUGUAAGUGGGAAAACUGUUGCAAGAAAGUUGAUGAUAAUACUCUUUUGGAUCACCUCAUCGGCGACCAUAUUAAUGAGGAAUAUUCCUUGGACAACCGCGAGAGAUCUGAAACUCAAGCAUUUCAAUGCGAGUGGUAUAAUUGUGGUUUCACAAACGAAGAUUACGAGUCCUUUGUCAGUCAUCUCAGUACUCAUAGAGAGUUGAAUGAGGACAUAAGUUCAAGCAGCGCACCAGAUACAGUCAACAGUGCUCUCAAAAGCUCUCCGUUACUUACUCCAAGCUCAAUCGUUUCGUCUCUUGGGUCCCCAAAGCCAUUUAUUAAGAAAGAGGAACAAAGCCCAUCAAAUGGAGUGAGCAUUACGCAGAUGGAGAUCAAACCUAAGAAGGUACUGUCCAAACCUAUUUAUGCGGCUCCUUUGCUCUCUAGUUUGAGUGUUGAGGAUCUUCCCAAUUCCACGUACGACAAAGCUCGCCUAUACAGCAUCAAGAAAACUUCGAACGGUUACUGGCCAGUAUACAAGCGUCUACAAAAUACCAAGGUCUCAACUGAAAUCAAACGUGUGGAUGGAAAUGUUCAUCUUUUUGCGAAAGAGCUUGUGCAACAUCUCGGCACAACAUAUCCGAUUCAAGAGAAGUUGAAAAUCAAUUCUGUUACAGGACUCGUGAGUAUCAAGGGUGAUCAUACUGAAAAAAUUGUAUCAUUUCUUGAGGAGAAGUACAGGUUAUGA
Molecule: messenger RNA, 1806 nt
Organism: Candidozyma pseudohaemuli
Lineage: Eukaryota; Fungi; Ascomycota; Pichiomycetes; Serinales; Metschnikowiaceae
Gene: IMG2
Product: mitochondrial 54S ribosomal mL49 domain-containing protein
Exons: 2
Coding region: 1-1806 (601 amino acids)
Biological process (GO): translation
Cellular component (GO): mitochondrial large ribosomal subunit; ribosome
Molecular function (GO): structural constituent of ribosome
Source: RefSeq, a predicted model, not a curated record